This is a messenger RNA of Sinocyclocheilus rhinocerous, 2429 nucleotides long. Its product is annotated as neurturin-like. The transcript has 3 exons. Lineage: Eukaryota; Metazoa; Chordata; Actinopteri; Cypriniformes; Cyprinidae. Gene Ontology annotation, molecular function: receptor tyrosine kinase binding; growth factor activity; glial cell-derived neurotrophic factor receptor binding. The record is from RefSeq and is a predicted model, not a curated record. Bases 991 to 1665 code for a protein of 224 amino acids.
GCGGACGGGACACGUCAGACGGUCGCUGACUCUGGGACCAUAAUCUCCAUCCGUAGUGAGGCGUGGGGCCCACAUGGCGUAUUUGGAGAUUCAACUCUGAAGAGUGCCGGGAUUUGUGUUUUAGGAGAGGUGUUCACGCAGAAGGACGGUUCGUGGCAAUAUAAAGAGCAUGGUGGGAUAUUGGCUUCUGUAGGGACUUGCAGUCAGCUUUUCUUCACUUUUAUGAAUCAUUACAGAGGAAUCUGUUGGAUAAACAUCUGUUUGAAGCUGUUUUCCAAGUGAUUACUUCUUUCGGAGUUGUGUAUAUAAAGGAUGUAAGACAAGGACCUGCACAGUAAACAUUUAAAGAACUGCACAUGAACAGCUGCUUUUGUAAACGAGUGCUUCCAAAUUCUUAAAAUCUAUAUCUAUAUGUAUGUAUUUUGGUGAGUUAUAGUUUGCAGGUGUUUUGAGUGACAGAUGGUUGGCAUGUCCUUUAAUCACUCGCUUUUGUGUGAAAGUGUAAUGCUGGCUGGGAGAACAGCUAAUGGGUUUCUAUUCGCAGCGCUCAUUAUUUAAGGCAGGUUGCUCAUCACAGUACACAUUGAGAUUCACACACAUUCUUCAACAUUUAUUUUUUCCGCACUCCUCGCACUCAUUUUAUGAGGCUGGUUACUUCAACAGUGCAGAUUGCGAGGACAUUUUUUUCCUCUCUUCCUGUUUUGGCAAAAAGUCUCCAAAGUUUAAUGCAGUAUGAGGAUAUUUGGACAUUUUUACACCUUUGGCAUCCCUGGAUUUCUGGAGGAUCCUGUAACUGAGGAAUGCAGUGCGUAUCCUGGACGAGCCUCUGAUUUUUCAUAAACAGAAACUACAGCACUCCUUUACUCUUCUAAAGAGAAAGGGUUGGAAUAUCGAUCAAUGCCAUUUUUACCCAGAGGUCAGCUGAACAGACGUGCUGUGGAGUCUGGAUAAGCCGGGCAGACGGGGCCAAAUGCUUCUCCUCAUUCUAAGAUGAAGUUAUGGAAGUUUGCUGCCAUCGGCCUGAUUCUCUGUGGUGCUGCACUUCCUCUGCUCGUCCUUAAAGCCGCUCCCUCUUCCCGAGCCCCGCCCCCUCCUCCCCACCGCAGAGCUUCAUCCUCAUCACUUUCACCUCCAUCCUCUUCAUUUACACCAAGCAAUUCGUCGUCUACCAUUGUGGCAGGUGGGCGGCAACGGAGGGUCAGAUCAGCUGACGGAGGAAACUCUCUCGUAUCAGAAUUCGUGAAGAUGUUCCAGAGCUUCACAGAGGGCGAGUUGAAGCAGGUCAUUGGGACACUGGUGGAAAGGAAAGCCCGCAGAGAUGCCCAGCAGAGCAAAAGGACUAAACGGGCAAAAAAGCGAUCCAAACCCUGCUCGCUGCAGGAGGUGGAGGUGACGGUCAGUCAGCUGGGGUUGGGAUACGUCAGUGACGAGACUAUAGUCUUCCAUUACUGCAGUGGAAAGUGCACCACCAGCCGCAAAAACUAUGACCUGACGCUGGCGUUCAUGAAGCGCUCGUGGCUGCUAACAAAGGAGCAGAAGGACAAAGCGCGCCACAGCCCCUGCUGUCGGCCCACCGCGUAUGAGGAGGACAUCUCCUUCCUCGAUAACUUCAACAAAUACCACACAAUCCAAGAGUUUUCGGCCAAAGCAUGUAGAUGCGUCUGACGUUGAGGGUCAAAACUCACCGGAGUACUCAAAACGUUUAGGAAACAUAACAUGUUUUAAUCUCUGACAAAAUACAGACCCUCGAUUCUGAGAAGAAAAUCUUCUGGGCUUAAAGCACUGAGGUGAGAGCUUAUGUCUUGCGUUGCCUUCACGAAACAUACUCGGCUGACAGGUUCUCCUCAGAUACUUCUGCCAGUCCAGAUGAAGAGAAACCAAAAAUAUAUUAAGCAAAUAAUUAUUCUCAUGUUUAGUCGUUGCUAAUGAGAUGCUGCUGUAUAUCUUGUUUCUAUUGCCUUCGUGGGUCUAUUUCAAAUAGCUUGAAAUGCUGGGUGGAUGCUCAGAGUUUCAGUGUCAAAAACCUCUAGAAAAUUCAUUCAGGGCUUCAGUAAACAAAGCAAGUAGACAAAGGCGCACCCAAUGCUGAACAAAACUUCCUCAUUGUGUAACUGACCCGUAAAUGAUCCCAGCGGCUCUGAAAGGUUUCAACUCUGACAUUUCAAAGGCAAAACAUUCCCACAAAUCAAAUUCAAACAGACACAUUAGUUAUACUAAACAUCUACCUCAGCUUUGCUAUGGUCAACAUGGCUCUGUAAAAGAAAACCCAAUAUUUGAUUAAAAUAUUUACAUUUAUUAAAUGCUACAAUAAUCAAACAAAAAGUUAUGUAUAAAAAGAUAAAAACGGAACCUAAUAAUCUGCUAAAGGAUGGAUUUUAAAACACAAAUGGCGUCGUUGUAAAUUGUAACAGAGGAAAAACUGGUGGUCA